AAAAGGCAUAACUAAUAGUCAUUAAUGCCGUUAUGCUGCCGCGUAAUGUUACAUUUGGGGAACAUGGUUCACGUUCGCUAUUUUAGCUGGUCAAUUGUUGCAGUGGGCAACAUUAGCUGGCGAUUCUGUGAUCGUUUAUCAGGCCUUUCUGGUCUGACAUUACGUUUGAAUCGGACUUGUUUAGGUAUACGGGUAGUUUAUAUAAUAAAUUAAGUUGAUAGAAUAGGCACAGAGUUUCUAAACCCAGAGACGCAACAUCGCGAGACUUCCUGGAACGCUUAUCAAAGCAGACCAGGCCGGGGUUUGAGAAGUAAAAAUAUUCCUUAGCUGUUAAUUUUCGCAAUCUAAAAGCACAACUCGAUUGGAGCCAAUGUCUUAAGUAGUUGAACAUGUUAUUAAUCCAACCUCGUGAAAGUGACACCUUUGUGUUGAUGGCGUGCACAUGCGCAGUUCGGCGCUAGACGACCGUUUGACCCGAUGAUUUAUUUCUGCGCAUGAGCUUAGCUAGCCAACAUCGCCACAUAUUCGAUAUUAGGUGGAUAUUGAUUUUCUCAUCAAUACCUAUUGAACCAAGCAUGCCAUUGCUAUGAAGGUGGUAUAUUCUGAAUCAGGGGUGGAUGGAGAGAAAUCAUCACAUUUUUAUUGACUUUUAUUGUUAUUUUUAAAUAAUAAGAUUUUGGAUUUCAAUCUUCAAUAGCUAUAACACAGUGUGACAUGACCAUGAUAAUUAUAUAUUUAUUGUAAAAAUGUAUUAGGAAAAAAAUGUGUCCAUCCAUCCCCGAUUCAGAAUAUAUAAUUGUAAUAGUCAGGGCACGCUUUGUGUAAGAGCUGUUGAAGAUUGAAAGCCAAUGAAAAUAAAAUAAAUUUCAACAACAACAAAAAAAGCGGUAGAUUUUGUUCAUCCUCCAAUGACUCAGAAUAUAUCAUUUUCAUAGUCAUGGCACGCUUUGUGUAAGUGCUAUUGAAGCUUGAAAGCAAAUAAAAAUAAAUACAUUUCAACAACAACAAAAAACGUUGGAUUUUUUUGUCCACUCCCUCAUUCAGAAUAUAUCAUUUCAAUUGUCAUGGCACGCUUGGUGUAAGAGCUGUUAAAUUGAAAGCUAUAUAUAUAAAAUAAAAAAAGUGUGGAUUUUUCUCCAUUCAUCCAAUUCAGAAUAUACCAUCUUCAUAGCCAUCGCAUGCUUUGACAAGAGAACCGAAUAUCCAAUAUAAACUAGUUUUACCUCGGUACUUCACGGAUGACGCAAAGCAUGUGAAAUAGGGCGUAAUGAUGACGCUAGGUCCGUGCACUCAUUUCGCUGUGUAGAACCUUGCGGGGCCUCAUCUUUUCAAUGUGUGAACAAUGUAUGUAUAGGAAUUGUCGUAGUUCUGCUGAUAGGACGAGACCCCUCGCAUGAAGUAAGUUUCUAUCUAUGGGCAUUACUUGCAACUGCAGCCGCUGCAAGAGCGAGUGGCCGUUUGAUUUCUGGGCUGGCGACGUAAUUCAUGGCAAACAACGGUAGGAUAAAUAUAGCCAGCUGAAUGUAGCCAAUAUAAUACUCUUUGGAAACUUUUCUGUGUCAUCAUUUGGGGACUUUAAAUUGUAACCAAUCACGGACGCACCAGUAGAGGAUGUAGGAGAGUCCGCAAUUCUCCAAGGGAAGAACAAUCUCCUGCUACCCACCACUUCGCACUUGUCUUGCACUCUAGCUAGCAUCUGUCACUAAUAUUUGGUUACACAACCAUCUCCUAUGCAAAACAGUAACACGUGUCUCAGCCUGGUGUAAAAAAAAGCCUUGUUUACCUCAGCAAAACAACACCGAAAACUAUGGAUAUGUAAUCGACAGAAUAGUCUCAAAAAAGAGGAUGAAAAGAACAUGAUUAGCACCGAUGGCCUCUCUAAAUGCGAGGCGACCCGGCGCAAGACGGGGAAAAGGCCACUGGGGGAGAUGCUGCACCUUCUGUCCGCUGUCAUUGUCUGGCUUGUGACGGGGACGACCAUCUCCAGUCUUAACAAAUGGAUAUUUGCAGUGUACAACUUCAGGUACCCCUUACUGCUAUCGGCCCUGCACAUGUUGACAGCAAUAGUGGUGGACUUUUGGCUUAUUAAACUUCGAAUGCUCCAGCACAAAGGCGGUGUUGACAAGCAUAAGGACCUUACCAACAGCGCCAAAUGGAAGGUGUUUCUAUUGAGCUUGACAUUUUGUGCCAGCAUUGCGUUUGGCAACGUGGGUCUGAACUAUGUCCAGCUGUCCUUUGCGCAAAUUAUCUACACCACCACGCCAAUCUUCACCCUGGCGAUUUCCACCCUGAUCUUGGGCAAGCAGCAUCACAUCCUCAAAUACACGGCCAUGAUGCCCAUCUGUCUGGGAGCCUCAUUCAGCAUUAUGGGCGAGGUCCAGUACGACCAGACAGGUUGCUUCUUCGUAUUCGCUGCGACAAUGUUGAGAGGUGUCAAAACCAUCCAGCAAAGUAUCUUGCUCCAGGAGGAGAAGAUCAACUCUGUGUUCCUGCUCUACCUGAUGUCCAUCCCCAGUUUCUGCAUCCUGGCCGUAGCUGCUCUGGCCCUGGAGAACUGGGCCGUGCUAGAGUCUCCAAUGCAUUACGACCACAACUUGUGGCUCUUCAUCCUGCUCAGCUGCCUGGGCUCUGUCAUGUACAACCUGGCCAGCUGCUGCGUCAUAACCCUCACCUCCGCCGUCACCCUGCACAUCCUUGGCAACCUGAGCGUUGUGGGCAACCUGCUGCUCUCCCAGCUGCUGUUCGGCAACGAGAUGUCAGCGCUCAGCUGCGUCGGCGUGGCACUCACACUCUCCGGCAUGCUCAUCUACCAGAACUCUGAAUUUAUCUCAGACUACAUGGACGCACGGCGAGCCAAAGCCAGGGCGCUCAUUCGUGGGAGGGAGGAGGACAUCGCUGGCCCAUCACAGCCCCCCCAAGACCAGCAGGGGAGGAGGGAUGCCGAUGGCAAGCGAGAGGACAAGAUAGACUGAAAGAGAAGAAGAGAGAAGGAGAAUAGGAGUUGGACUGUUUACAGCAACCCUGUCCUUCGGGGUUAGUUAAGUCAGGUGGUUCUGUGGAGAGGAUCAGGAGAUGGGCUUUGAGGUUAUAGUUGAUGAUGAUGAUGAUGAUGACAUGAGUGACAGAACUUGUUUGUUGGGUCGUUUUUACCUCUUCACUGUGCCAAUGUAUUUAUUUCUGCCAUGGUCUCAUAGAAUGAGAAGUCAGUCUAGGCCAGCUGACUAAAAAAUCUGAUGCCUUUAUGAAAGUGACAGUUGAGUUUUCACUGUUCUAAUACCCAUACGUGCACACAUACUGGUAUAUGCAUGCAUGAGCACACAAACAAUGUGAUAUAUCUCAUGAGGUGUUGCUCUCACUACUCCACUGUGAAAAUGUUCAAAAUGAGUGCUCAAUGGGAUGUUGGGAGGGAAGGACUAGGAACACCUCAUAUAGAUGGGCACAAAUAAAAAAAUAAGCAUGGUACUGUUACCUAUCCUUCCCCUGGUCUUGUAUCAGUGUGAAAGAGGUUUCCUGGCAGCUUUUUAUGUGGUGGAUCUUAAUAUGGGGGGUGUAGCAUUUGUUAUAGUGCUAUAGCUUUUGUCUAGAUAACGUUUACAAUGGUGGAGACAUGCAAGCUAACAGGGUCGGCAUAUCAUUUCUGUUGGCUGUUUGUAGGCAUGGAGGUCAGUGAGCCACUGUUAAUCUACUGCAUAGUGAAGCGCAGAUCUGAGGGCAGGCACUCCUGCUCAGCGACCUCUUAUUGAAUUUCCUCUUUUAAUAAAAGGAACCUCUUAUAAUCAGUUUAAUAACCUCCAACCUAAACAGCAGUUCUCACUGCAGAAAACCUCUAUUAUUAGGCCCAUUCACUCUAAGGAGUCUCACUCCUCUUUAGUACAGUUAUUUUCUUCUGGGAGAGAUCAUUAAAAAGGAUUUCAUGUUCCUCUCCUUACCGCCACUCCUGGGCCGAAUAGAAAUGUCUACUCUGCCAGGUCUCAUGUCUCCACUCAGAGGGUGCCUCUAUUUUUAACCUUUUACAUUUAGUCUCCAUUAUAACCUCUGCUGGACAGUGUUAUUGUAACUCCCAUUACAAUACAUUUGAAUAUUUAUUAAGACAUUUUAGUUUUAUUGUUUGUUCGUUUUUUUUCUGCUUUUUGAAUUGGGUAAGGAGCAUUGUGUUGUUUAUUGGUCUUAGAAAGGACAAAGAGGAUGUUUUUGUUUUGCCAUCUACAUAAAAAAAAUAUGUAAUUGAAGUUUGAAAGCUCUUAUGUUCUCUUGUCUAUAGCAGGGUUUGCCAAAGUUGGUCCUGGGGCCCCCUGGGUGUACGGUUAGUUUUUUUUGCCUGUAGCGCUACACAGUUGAUUCAAAUAAUCAAAGCUUGAUGAGUUGGUUAUUUGAAUCAGCUGUGUAGUGCUAGCGUAAAAAAACAAAACGUGGGGGGACAGAGUUUGGGAAACCCUGGUCUAUGGCAUUGACAUAUGACAGCGGUCACUCAGUAACUGGAGGUCUAAUCAACUGGUCUGUCACUUGGCAAACAGUCAUGUGACUGGAGGCCUUGCAUAACUCAGAUCCAGGUGUAAAAUUGCAUGUCUGGCCAAUGUACAGCAAGGAGCUUAUGAAGGUGUUGAAUGAAGAUGUUUCUAAUCUUCCUUCCCCAGUCAAAAGAACCUUCCGGUGUGCCAAACAUUGACUUCUUGGUUUAGCUUCUGUUCAGCCUCGGAUAGACACUGGACAACAAAGUUGCUCUCUAAUGGGAAAUGGUUAUAUAUGUUUUGUUACCCACCUGUUCUUUUUUUCCCUAAUAUGUUGCCAUAUGCACAGCAGUAGACACAGAAUGAUUUGUUACCAGCCUCGACCUGAUAAAUGAGACGUUGAAUGAAGAUAAGAUUAAUGCCAGUCACCCAUUUGUUUUAACAUUCAUAGUUGUAUCAAGAGGGUCUUGUUAUUGAUGUUAGUUUAAAUACCUCAGUCUUCAACAUGGCUUGUUAAAGACCAUUUGUUUAAUGACUUAUGUAAGUUAGCAGUUGAAGAGAGAUCAAGCAGCUGAAAGCAUGUCUGCCCACAACCACGGUUUGUCAACUGUUUAUAUUCUGUCAAAUUGCCUACUGUUUUUUAAAAGCCAAUUUGGUUUAUUACCUUUGGAUUGACGAUGAGGGCUUUUCAAUCACACAGCCCUUAGAAUAUCUCUAUAUAGACUAAACCAGCUUCACAGAUCGUGGUUUGAUUUGUCAAACUGAAAGUCGGUUUGACUAGUCAGGCUGCAUGUUCAUACGGAGUUAUCUUUGAGGGUGGGGAAAAGCUCAUAUUGCACUGACGAGUUUUGGAGAUGCUGCCUUUACAGCAUAGGGCUCAUGUGUAUGUACUGUUUUUGAUGUCUGCAAAAGUUAAAUGUAAAUCAUUUUAAUAUAUUUAUGUAUUUUACAAUCAUGGCUGGCUCAAAUAUACUAGUUCAAGAA
Molecule: messenger RNA, 5432 nt
Organism: Salvelinus fontinalis (brook trout)
Lineage: Eukaryota; Metazoa; Chordata; Actinopteri; Salmoniformes; Salmonidae
Product: solute carrier family 35 member E4-like
Exons: 3
Coding region: 1857-2972 (371 amino acids)
Cellular component (GO): Golgi apparatus
Molecular function (GO): antiporter activity
Source: RefSeq, a predicted model, not a curated record